UCGGAUGUUCUCAGUCAAAGUACCUAGUAGAAAAUUUAAUUCGUUUUCGUAAAACAAGUGGCCAGGAUGACCUCGACUUGCUGUCGGCUAUGCCUACUCAACGGUUCCGAUCUCCAGCCGAUACUGGAUCUGACGGUCGAGUCAAAUCGAACCAGCGAACCGGUCGCACCAUCCCUGUCCCAACUUAUUGUCCGUUACCUGUCGAUUGAGCCUCUACUUGAAAAUACAAUCACAACCUACGUCUGCUCCGACUGUCGGAACACGAUCGCCAAGUGGCACUGGUUCCGGGAGUCCUGCCUCCAAAAUGAUGGAGUUUACCAGAAGAUGGCCCAAGAUCCGGGAAAGGAUGACGCACCUGACGCACAGCUGGAUGAAUACUACGAGAUUGUGGUGAAACAGGAGCAGGACGAGGUAGAGGUGGAGGAACAAAAGUUCAGCGAGAGCCUGUUCACGGAGCAGCUGGAUGCUAUUCCGAAGGAGAAACCGAAAAAGAAGGGACGUCCCAAAAAGGUUGUGACUCAGAAGAAGUCACAACCUGGUGGAGAACCACCAGUCAAGAAGAAGAUUGGACGGCCUAAACUUCCGGAGGGUGAACGGAAGCCCAUCAGGGCACAAAUGUGUACACUUUGUGGUAAACUUGUUAUGAACAUGGGUUGUCACUUGAAAAUGCACAACCAGGAUAGAUGCUACCAAUGUCCACACUGCCCUAAAACAUUUUACAGCAGUUCAAACUGGAAAAACCACGUCAACAUUCACACCAAGGAAGUAAAAUUCACCUGUCCGGUGUGCGAUAAAUGUUUUUGGCGAAAUGAAACACUUAAGAUGCACAUGAAAUCCCACUCGGAAGAGCGAACCUUCAAGUGUCCGUACUGUCCUAAAGCGUACCGGAUGCGACCUGGACUGGUAAAUCACCGGAAGACCCACACCCAGGCGCCGAAUAUCCAGUGUACUGGAUGUGAGAAAAAGUUUUAUGAUAAAACCCAAAUGGAGAAACACGCCGUGAAGCACCUGGCGGUGAAACCAUAUGCUUGCACCAUUUGCGAGCGUGGAUUCACCAGAAAGUACUAUCUGGCCGCACACAUGGAGAAACAUCAUCCGAAUGGCAAAGAAGAGACGGAAACGAACACAUCGGCGGUGGCUGACGAGAUUGAUGGCGAAGACAUUUUUGACGAUUGAAUCAAAACAUGAUUUUUCUCACAUUAAUCAAGAGGUUAUCUUGCGUGCACAGGUUUACAAAAUUUGCCGAUUUUUGCAAAAAAAAAAAAAUACAAUUCUGGAGCAACACGAGAAA
This is a messenger RNA of Culex pipiens pallens (northern house mosquito), 1291 nucleotides long. RefSeq names its product zinc finger protein 569-like. The transcript is spliced from 4 exons. Gene Ontology annotation, cellular component: nucleus; chromosome. Gene Ontology annotation, molecular function: chromatin insulator sequence binding; zinc ion binding. The record is from RefSeq and is a predicted model, not a curated record. Bases 67 to 1176 code for a protein of 369 amino acids. Gene Ontology annotation, biological process: regulation of transcription by RNA polymerase II. NCBI's taxonomy places the organism in Eukaryota, Metazoa, Arthropoda, Insecta, Diptera, Culicidae.